AUGUCUGUCUGGCAGGGCUCUGCAGGGAAACCGCUGUGGAGACCCCCUGCCCGUGUUGCCAUACACGGCAUCUUCCUGGGUCUCGGGACUGGGGGCUUCCAGCCGGGAGGGGGGCAGGUGGGAACUGCUGGUUGCGCGACAGACCCCUCACCCCGUGAGUGUCGCACUGCGGGCCUGCAGCCCUCCACGGGACAGAGAGCCGACCUCCGCCACGGCUGCCGUGGUUUCCUUUCUUCCACAAAGGCAUUGGUCUGCGAGAUCCGUGGUCGAUGCAGGCAGCGUCUCCUCCAGCACCACGUGGCUGACCAGGCAGACCGGGGGGACCGGGGCCCACUCAGUUGA
This is a messenger RNA of Rangifer tarandus platyrhynchus (Svalbard reindeer), 342 nucleotides long. The record is from the annotation of a GenBank genome assembly. Lineage: Eukaryota; Metazoa; Chordata; Mammalia; Artiodactyla; Cervidae.